Messenger RNA from Rosa rugosa (rugosa rose), 2865 nucleotides. Its product is annotated as G-type lectin S-receptor-like serine/threonine-protein kinase At4g27290. Gene Ontology annotation, molecular function: ATP binding; protein serine/threonine kinase activity. The record is from RefSeq and is a predicted model, not a curated record. The coding region runs from base 64 to 2544 and encodes 826 amino acids. Gene Ontology annotation, biological process: protein phosphorylation; recognition of pollen. The transcript has 7 exons. Lineage: Eukaryota; Viridiplantae; Streptophyta; Magnoliopsida; Rosales; Rosaceae.
AACUAAUCUUAUACAGACAGCUAGCUGCUUCUAUUUUCAUACCAUUAAAGAUUUUAAGCCAAAAUGGGCUACCCUCUUUUGCUAGCUUUCUGUUACAUUUUGCUGUCUUCAAACUCACUAGUUUCAAUUGCAGAAGAUAUUUUGAGGCCAAACCAGGUUUUUACAAAUGGCCAGACUUUGGUGUCUUCAAGCCAAAGCUUUGAGCUUGGGUUCUUCACCCCCGGAAGCUCAAAAAACAGUUUCUUGGGUAUUUGGUACAAGAAUAUUCUCCCUCAAACUGUGGUUUGGGUGGCCAACAGAAACAACCCUAUUAUUCCUGGUUCUUCUUCAGCAAGUUUAUCUCUAGGCUCUUCGGGGUUUUCGAUUUCCACUAAUGAGUCUCUGAUUGUGUGGUCUGUGAAUGUAUCUGUGGUCUUAAAUAGUCCCAUAUUGCAGCUCUUGGACAAUGGCAAUCUGAUCUUGAGAGAUGAAAGUGGUGCAGAUGCAGAGGGGUAUGUGAUUUGGCAGAGUUUUGAUGACAUAACAGACACUUUGUUGCCGGAAAUGAAGCUUGGCUGGAAUUUGGUCACAGGUUUAAACCGGAAUAUGACGUCAUGGUUGUCCUCCAGUGACCCCUCUGCCGGAGAAUUUACUUUCAGUGUGGAAAGGCCUGCUCAAGCACCUCAGUUGGUGGUUACGAAAAGGUCUGCGAAGCUAUAUAGAUGGGGGCCUUGGGAUGGAGUCAGAUUCAGUGGUAGCAAUGAGCUCAAGUCCAAUCCGAUUUUCACUCCAAUGUUCAAUAUAAGCAGUGAAGAGGUCUAUUACACAUUUGAACUUAUAGACAAUUCUACUUUAUCAAGGUUUGUGAUGAAUCAAGAUGGCUCGGUUGAAUAUUUUACUUGGAGAGCAAGCAACAAUCAAUGGGGUGGUGUGGUGACACUUCAACAAAACACUUGUGAUGGGUAUGGAAUCUGCGGUCUUUAUGGUAGUUGUGACUCCAAAGGUCCUAGUUGUAUGUGUUUGAAAGGAUUUGCUCCCAAGUCACCACAGGAAUGGCAGCAGCUCACUUGGACCGGAGGCUGUGUGCGAAAUUGGGACUUGGAUUGUAAGAAUGGAGAUGGCUUUGUUAGGUACAAGGGAUUGAAGUUGCCAGAUAAUUCGUUCCUGUUUGCAAACAGGAGUUUGAGCCUCAAGGAAUGUGAGGCAGAGUGUUUGAAGAACUGUUCUUGUAUGGCUUAUACUAGGAUUGAUAUUCAUGCAAGAGGGGGAGACUGUGUUAUGUGGUUUGAUGAAUUGGUUGAUAUGAGAAACUAUCCUGAUGGUGGAGAAGAGAUUUAUAUUCGAAUGGCAAGAAAAGAACUAGAGUCUAUUGCUGAUGCUAAGAAGAAAAAGCGAGUGAAAGUGGUUGUCACCAUUGUCAUUUCAUCACUUAGUGGGACGCUUAUUUUUGGUGUUGUUGUCUGCAUCAUUAAUCGGAAUAGGAAGACAAAGAGGAGAGCUGAAAGGACAGAAGCUCCGUAUCAAGUACACAGAGAAGAAAUGCAGGAAGAGGACCUCGAGUUACCUAUUUUGGAUUUUGAUUCUAUUUCAGCUGCUACUGACAAAUUCUCCAUAGCAAAUAAAAUUGGAGAGGGUGGCUUUGGUACCGUAUAUAAGGGUGUAAUAUUACCUUCUGGGCAAGAAAUUGCAGUGAAGAGACUGUCAAUGCAUUCUGGACAGGGCCUCCGAGAAUUCAAGAAUGAGGUUGUCUUGAUUGCAAAGCUUCAACACCGGAAUCUUGUGAAGCUCCUGGGAUGCUGUAUACAAAGAGAAGAAAAAAUGCUUAUUUACGAGUACCUUCCCAACAAGAGCUUGGACCGAUUCCUAUUUGAUAGAACAAGAAAAGAAGUAUUGACUUGGAGGAAACGUUUUGACAUUGUUAUGGGAAUUGCGCGAGGACUACUUUAUCUUCAUCAAGACUCCAGGCUGAGAAUUAUCCAUAGAGAUCUCAAAGCAAGCAACAUUUUACUAGACAGUGAGAUGAAGUCCAAGAUUUCUGACUUUGGAACAGCAAGAAUUUUUGGGGGAGAACAGACUGAACAAAUGACCAGGAGAGUGAUCGGAACAUAUGGUUAUAUGUCUCCAGAAUAUGCUAUGAGUGGACACUUCUCUGUGAAAUCAGAUGUAUUCAGCUUCGGUGUGUUGGUCUUGGAGAUAAUAAGUGGCAGAAAGAAUUCAGGAUUUCAUCACCCUGAACAUGACCUCAAUCUUCUAGGACAUGCAUGGAAUCUGUGGAAUGAAGGAAAUCCAUUGCAACUGCUGGAUGCCCAUAUAGAGAAAUCUUCUUCUGUCAAUGAAGUGAUAAGAUGUAUUCAAGUAGCUCUUUUGUGUGUGCAGCAACGGAUGGAUGAUAGACCAACUAUGUCAACUGUUUUAUUGAUGUUGUCUAAUGAGAAUUAUUUGAUGCCCCAACCGAAAGAACCUGGUUUUAUUACUGAACUUCUUCCCAUGGGGGAUACAUCAUCAAGCGGAAAGAAUCUUCAUACCGCUAAUGAUGUAACAGUCACAAUUCUAUCUGGACGGUAAAUGAAUCAUUCAAUUGUAUGACAGAAUCAUAGAGGAAUUUAAAUGUACAAAUGACGAAGAGAAAUAAAUCUUCAGUCUUUCUUUUUGUACAGUUCAUCAUAUAGGAAAUUCAUUGAAUGUAACACAUCCUUGGUGAUACAGAAGUUCUGUAUGUAAUCACACAGAUUUUGAGUUUCUGAUGUACAGCAGUUGUAUUUCAAAUCACACUAAUCUAUGUGUAACAUCCCAACCCGGAUUAAUCGAAACGAAAUAUAUCAAAAUGAAAUUAAACCACAUCAUCAUAUAGACCUUGUCGUCUAGGUUAAAUAAGAUACCUGAGUC